This is a messenger RNA of Gongylonema pulchrum, 801 nucleotides long. The record is from the annotation of a GenBank genome assembly. NCBI's taxonomy places the organism in Eukaryota, Metazoa, Nematoda, Chromadorea, Rhabditida, Gongylonematidae.
AUGUGUUCACGGCUUGUACUUCACACAGAUUAUCGUAUUCGACUUAGCGUGCUGACCGUUCUGUACGAUAUCUAUUCACAGUGCUCCAUAAGCCUUGCACCACUUAUUGAAAAUGUUCUCAUCGAUUGUGUCGUCCUGUUGCUCAAUGAUCCGUACGAAAGUAUUUCUAUGCUUUCUGCGAAGGUCAGAGAUCAUUUGAUGCAAUCAUUAAGUAGCAACUUUAUGAAUCGUCUGAGGGACCGCUUAUAUACCUUGUCAAAUUCGAUUCGUAACGAAGUUCUUGCAAAAGGAGAUGUAAAUGGACGCCUACAACAGAUACAUGGAGUGCUGUUGACAUUAAUUUCGGGUGGUGGUGACAUUUUUCCGGAAAGAAAAUUUUCGGAUCAACUAGCUAUUGCCAUGGCAUCAACUCUUCAUCUGGAUUGUAAGCGCUUACUUUUGAGCAAGCAAAGUGCAGAAAUUGCCGGCAGCGGUUUGGAACUUUUGGACAACUUAGCUCUUGCGUAUGGUGUCAAAAACAAUACGGUGCACCAGAUUGCUACCUUAUUAGCAAAAUCGGAUAGUCCCUUAAUGGAUUGCAUUAGUGCUGUGGUUCAACGUUCGGAAUCACUGGAUGAACAAAUUGGAUGUUACCUUUUUGCUGCUUAUCUAUUACGAGCCGCUGAUUUGGAAAAUGCCAUUGGGAUUUGUGAAAAAUUCUUUUCCACUAUUGGUGGCAUGGUGGAUCAAGCGGUUUCUCAGCUCGAUCGAAUCGACAUCCAUCGUAAAACGCGGGAUGAUCUCAUUGAAGAUAAUGAGUAA